ACUGAUUGAAGUUUUUGUGAUUUGGUGAAUUGUAAAUCGUAUUUGACGAUUUUGAUGUGUUGGAAUUUUUAGUGUACUUUAAAUAAAUUUGUUUAAUGUGAUAUUACAUCGAUCAUUAUUUUUAUACGUAAGAAAAAAAUAUGUCGGGCUUCGACUCUAAAUACGAUAUGUUUCCGGCGGGCGAUGUGGGUUUAGUUGAAGGCGAAAUGAAUGUACCGACCAGAGGCGUUCCGUCUGGUGACAGUAUGGAAUUUAACACACUAGAUGAACCAAUCAAGGAAACGUUCUUACGAGAUUUGAGAGCUGUCGGAAACAAAUUUUACCAUGUCCUUAUUCCAAGAGAAAAAACUAGUUUAUUGAAAGAAUGGGAUUUAUGGGGUCCAUUGUUACUGUGCACCUUCAUGGCUACAAUUCUGCAAGGGUCCACAGAAAGAGCAGAUAAUUCAAACGACGGUGGUCCCGAGUUUGCAGAGGUGUUUGUACUUGUGUGGAUCGGUGCAGCUGUUGUCACUUUAAACUCAAAGUUGCUGGGAGGAAACAUAUCAUUCUUUCAGUCAGUAUGCGUGUUGGGUUACUGUCUGUUCCCAAUAGCGUUGUCACUUAUCAUAUGUAGAGUGAUUCUGUUUACUACGCAAAAUACCUUCUUGUUUUUCCUGCGUCUCGUCAUUUCUAUGAUCGGAUUUGCGUGGGCGACGUUUGCGGCUACGAAAUUCCUCGGCGAUAGUCAACCGGAAGGCAAGAAGGGUCUCGCAGUAUUUCCUAUAUGCUUGUUCUAUUUCAUCUUAUCAUGGCUUGUCGUAUCGCACAGCAAUGUUUAGGAGAAUAAGCUAUUCUGUAUUUAUUUAUUGUGAUACGAAUUUUAUAUUAUAUGUGAAUAAAUGUUAGUUAAGUA
Molecule: messenger RNA, 892 nt
Organism: Melitaea cinxia (Glanville fritillary)
Lineage: Eukaryota; Metazoa; Arthropoda; Insecta; Lepidoptera; Nymphalidae
Gene: Yipf6
Product: protein YIPF6
Exons: 6
Coding region: 141-818 (225 amino acids)
Biological process (GO): endoplasmic reticulum to Golgi vesicle-mediated transport
Cellular component (GO): membrane; trans-Golgi network
Source: RefSeq, a predicted model, not a curated record